AUAAUAUCAGCUAGUUGUAGGCGAAUGAGUGGCGCGGCGCAGCUGGUAGAAAAUGGCGUUAACUAUCAGCUCCAAGAGCCAUUUCCGCAUGAAGGGCACCGAGACGGACAACCGAGACUGUAUGCACUUCAAUAUCGAUAUAUCGGAGGAAGUGCGAUACCACCAGAUAGACGCGGACCGCAAUGGACCAAGUCGCAAUCCUGGUGGGGGGAUACGGAAUCGAAUGAGGGAAAGCGCCAUGUCGCUGGAAGAACCCAACAAGUUCUAUGCCCAAAGUCAUGAUAUAAUGCGCCACGAUCACAAAAAUUGCACCCCUGGACGCAAAGAGUACACCAAAAGCCGUAAACACUUUCAUUAUCGAACGUACAAGACAGCCAGGAGCAUUGAGGGGUCUCCCGAAAGGAAUGGCACUUGGUACGGGGCCCCAGAGAGAUCAUGCGACAGAUAUUAUCCACCUCAGCCCCAACGGGAAGCGAUAAGGGAGCCAGACCUAAGACCCCCUUAUCCCCAAGAAACCAAUCCAUUCAGGGCUCAGGCCUAUGCCGAUCCCGGCUAUGGGUACUACCAGAACAGACCUGUACCCAGGCAGUACCACGAGUCCCACGAGCAUCUGUCGUACGCAAAAGUUCCGUCGGUGGCAUCCUAUAAUCUCUACUCGGAGCACCCUUCUCGGUCUCUUUGCAGCGGCGAGUACUUAGUGCCGGGGCCCAGUAUUCCAGUUUAUAGACCGCCAUGGGCGGUACCGCCCGAAUAUCCAAAGAACUGCAGUUCCCCGGGCUAUUAUUCUUCGAGUUCGCACCACGACUUCCACAAAUACAGGAAAAUAUGUGACAAGGAGCAGGCACCCAGGGAGUUUUCAGGCAACGAUUAUUGUGAGGCAAGACAUAGCCCGCGCAACCGUGCCCCCAGAUCUUAUAAUACUUAUGAAACCAAGCACUAUGAACGACGAGAAGAGGAGAAGGGUCCUAGAGGAAAGUCUAAUAAAUCUUACAAGCGGGAGGUGGAGGAAUAUCCUGAUAGAUAUCAUAAGACGGAACCUAGGCUCAGACACUGCGAUAGCUUCAAUCACAAGGAGAAGCAGGCCUCUCCGAGAAAAGAGAAAAAACAUGCGAAGGAGAGCCAAGAGUCUCCGCGACGGUUCAGGCCCUUUUUCAAGGAAGAAGUUCCCCAUCGAAACCCGCACUACGAGGAGAAGAAAAAGCACAAAUCAAGAAGAGAAACUCCCUCUAAAGUAUACGAAUACUUUGUAGACAUUCCGGAGCCGCACAAGUACUCCCCAGAUGGUCUAGAAUCGAAAAACAUAUCGCAACACUCUCCGAAACGUAAAGGUUACGCCGAUAGCUCGGAAAUACCUCGUUACGUGCUAAAAUGCCACCGGAAGGCAAGUAGCAUUGUGCCCUUUUCCACCGUGGAGAUACCCUACAAGAGAAGGGAGCGGAUCCACCUGUUUCCCCACAAAGACAAGUCGGCGCCCAAGGGCCUGGAUGCAGGCUGCGACAGUCUACCGUCGACAUCCGCCACCAACCUGGCUGCCAAUAAAGGAUCGCGUCACUCUCUUGGGCAGGAUGGAAGACAGCCUGGCCGCAGGUCAUUGAAGGACCGAACUCUGGGUUACAAGCCGGCUAAUGCCUUCAACUUGACCUCUGUAGGGUGUGGGUGUGGCAGCCGCUACCCCACCUUGUAUAGAGGACCGGGCCUGGAAAAUCCCCACGAAGAUGAUGGCAGAAAAUACCAGGAAUAUUCAAUGUUCAAUGUGCUCCACUCGAAUGAACGCAGCAACGCCCAGGGUGCUCGGAGUCGCGAAGAAAGCUGUGACUCUUCGUCUUCCGGAAGCUGUGAUUGUAGCUCCGACGAGUGCAGCAUAUGCGAGAAGUACUUGAGGAUCAGAAGCAGCGACAGCUCCAUGGACAGCGCAAGCUGCAGCGAGAGGAGUAGCGCAAGUUGUAGCGAGAGGAGCAGCGACGACUGUAGCGAGCGAAGCAGCGAGAGCUGCAGCGAGCAGUGCAUCAAAAGCUGUUGCACCAACUGCAGAGGCAACGAGAACAAACGCAACGAAUCGAUCGAGCCCGUCCAGCCCAGUCAAAUAAACAUCUGCCUGACCAUUCGCGCAGGGGACAACCCACCGGGGAUCCUUGCUCCUUGCAGGAUAAGCCCCCAGUCGCCUUGCCCGAUAGGUCCGUCCGAGCCGUCCAGACCAUGCCAGACGUGCCGCAAAAGCGCCAGCCCCAAAAGUCUGAAGCCCUGCGGGUGCCCGGAGCAUGGCGACGCACCGCUGAACAAUUGCCCCAAAAAAGUAAGACUCCAAUGUCCCAAGACUCCUUCGAGCCCUCGGAAUCAGCAGACGUCUUCCCCGAAAAAGUGCCGCAAAAAAGAACCCCCCAGCCGUGCUCCCACCAUGGGUAGUUGCACGUGCCCCACGUGCCCCAAUAAAACAGGUUCCAGUGGCCCCGCUCCGGAAAAGGGAAGCCCGCGAGACAGCGGUGAUCUGAAACAGGCUAAGAAACAGUCCUUGGCCGCAAAUACUCGUACAAAGCCUGGCCAUAAAGACCAGUCGAAAUCGAAGCAGAAAAAGGUUGUAUCGAGGGGCUGCGGCAAAGGCUCCGCCACAAAGCCCCCGAAACGAGGAUCUGAGGGAAGGAACACUAGAUCGUCGUGUACGUGCAAAACUACGCCCAGGAAUUCCGCAACAAGCUUGGGCAGUGCUGCUAGUCGAAAGAGCUCUUCGAGCUGUGAGAAAAGCCCAAAGAACGGGGAAGAAACAGUGGAUCCCAGUCCCCCAGUGUGUGACCCGACGUGUCCUGCCGGUCCUCAGAGCGAGUACGGCGACAGUUUCUCAAUGCCGGGCUGCGUUCAGCGCGGCGACCUGUGCUGCCCCACGCUCGUCGCCGAAUGGGAUGCGAGCUGCUGCCGCCGCAGGACCCCCAUUGAGGACUUGAAGACGGAGCUGAUGCAGAACUUGAGAAGUGGCCAGAGCCCGGCCCUCGGCGCCGCUCCGCCCCUGAUGUUCCUUCCGUGUCUGCCCAACGCUUGCCCCUUUGCCUGCUGGAGCCCCGAGCCGGUGGUGUCCUGGCCACCCUGCCCUCCGCUUCAAGCCCCCUGCCCGUUCUAGCCUCAGUUUCGAUCCAAAUACAAAAACUAGCAUCAAUAACAGAACAAAAUGUA
This is a messenger RNA of Drosophila persimilis, 3162 nucleotides long. Its product is annotated as adhesive plaque matrix protein. The record is from RefSeq and is a predicted model, not a curated record. Lineage: Eukaryota; Metazoa; Arthropoda; Insecta; Diptera; Drosophilidae. Bases 53 to 3109 code for a protein of 1018 amino acids. The transcript has 3 exons.